This is a messenger RNA of Saccharomycopsis crataegensis, 843 nucleotides long. RefSeq names its product Pet8p (gene PET8). The record is from RefSeq and is a predicted model, not a curated record. The coding region runs from base 1 to 843 and encodes 280 amino acids. NCBI's taxonomy places the organism in Eukaryota, Fungi, Ascomycota, Saccharomycetes, Ascoideales, Saccharomycopsidaceae. The transcript is spliced from 2 exons. Gene Ontology annotation, cellular component: mitochondrial inner membrane. Gene Ontology annotation, biological process: transmembrane transport. Gene Ontology annotation, molecular function: S-adenosyl-L-methionine transmembrane transporter activity.
AUGGAUCCAUAUCUUGUCUCAUUAAUAAGUGGUGGUUGUGCUGGUACUGCCACAGAUUUGGCAUUCUUCCCAAUAGACACCAUAAAAACUCGUCUUCAGGCGAAAGGUGGUUUCUUCACCAACGGGGGAUGGAAAGGGAUUUAUCGAGGUCUUGGAAGUGCCAUUGUCGCCUCAGCACCAUCAGCGUCGUUAUUUUUCAUCACUUAUGACGGGCUCAAACGUAACUUGAAUCCAAUAAUCUCUGAACAUACCAACGGUAAUGAGGGUCUUGCCAACAUUUUGACCCAUCUGAUUGCUGCGUCUGCUGGGGAAGUUGCUGCUUGUUCCGUCCGUGUACCAGCAGAAGUCAUUAAACAGCGCACCCAGGCAUCACAUUUCUCAUCAUCCUGGCACUCGCUAAAACAUAUUAUCACCAACCAAUCGGGUGAAGGGGUCUUCAAAGGUUUGUACCGUGGCUGGGGGGUUACAAUCUUCAGAGAAAUCCCAUUCACAGUGAUCCAAUUCCCGCUAUAUGAGUACAUGAAGCUUCGCUGGGCAAGAAGCGAGAAUAAGCAAAGGUUGAGCUCAUGGCAGAGCUCGAUUUGUGGGUCGAUUGCCGGUGGGUUUGCUGCGGCGGUCACCACCCCAUUGGAUGUCAUCAAGACAAGAAUUAUGUUACACGAAUCUAAAGUUAGUGUGAUGGAAAUCACCAAGAGCGUCAUCCAAGAUGAUGGGAUCAAAGGUUUCUUUAGAGGCAUUGGUCCUAGAACCAUGUGGAUUAGUGCAGGAGGAGCGAUUUUCUUGGGAGUUUACGAGCUUGUGAGCGGGAAUUUGAAUGGCCAAUCUGCAAAUAAAUUGGAGUGA